AUGUCGGUUUCUUGUGGGGUGGAAUGUGUGGUGAUUUUGGGUUGCGUUAGGUGGGCAUGGAAGCGCUGCACCUAUAUCGGCAGCGACGACAGCGCUACCUGGUCCACCGCCACCCACGAGGAGUUUGAGCCUAUCCCUCGUGCCUGCCGCAUCAUAUUGGCCGUGUACGAGCCCGACAUCCGCUGCCCCAAGUAUUCCUCCGCCUGUGGCUACCGCGUGAACCCCGACUGGGUCAUCAAGCGUGUCAGCUACGAGGACGCACAAGGCCACGCGCCGCCUUACAUAAUUUACCUUGACCACGACAAUCGUGAAAUAAUGUUUGAUGGAGGGUAUGUGCAUCAUGGGUUGUUGAAAUCGGCUAUAUGGGUUUUGAACAAUGAAUCAGACACCUUGAAGAAACUAUGGGAUGAUAAUGGAAAAGAGUAUAAGAUGGUUUUUGCGGGGCAUUCAUUGGGGUCAGGGGUCGCUGCGCUUUUGACUGUGAUUGUGGUGAAUCAUGGGGAUAAACUAGGGGGGAUUCCGCGGAGUUUGGUGAAGUGUUACGCUGUGGCUCCGGCACGCUGUAUGUCGCUCAACUUGGCCGUGAAGUACGCUGAUGUUAUAUGCUCAGUCGUGUUGCAGGAUGAUUUCUUACCAAGAACACCCACUCCAUUGGAAGAUAUAUUCAAAUCCAUCUUCUGUUUGCCGUGCUUACUAUUUCUCGUGUGCCUGAGGGAUACCUUUAUACCUGAAGGUAGAAAGCUCAGAGAUCCAAGAAGACUGUAUGCACCCGGUCGAAUUUAUCACAUUGUGGAAAGAAAAUUUUGCAGAUGUGGAAGGUAUCCUCCAGAGGUCAGAACAGCCAUCCCUGUUGAUGGGAGAUUUGAACAUAUUGUCUUGUCAUGCAAUGCUACAUCUGAUCAUGCUAUUAUUUGGAUAGAACGAGAGGCAGAACGUGCUCUAGAAGAGCUGAAAAAGCUUAGUACAGAAACUACCACGACACCGCCUAAAGUCCAAAAAUUUGAUAGGAAGCAGACAAUUGAAAAGGAACACAAGGAUGCUUUAGAGAGAGCUGUGAGUCUGAAUAUACCACAUGCUGUAACCAUUACUGGAGAAGAAUCCUCUGGCAUCAUUGAAGAGUCAUCUUCAGGGGACAAGAAGGUCGAAUCUUCAAAGGAUGAAAUAGAGGAUUCCAAUAAAACUAAAAAACCGACAAGUAAAAAUGCUAGAACUAAUUGGAAUGAAGUAGUUGAGAAGCUUUUCAAGAGGGAUGAGACGGGGCAAUUGUUAUUGAAAAGAGACCCCUCUGUUACUGAAUGA
Messenger RNA from Fraxinus pennsylvanica, 1299 nucleotides. The record is from the annotation of a GenBank genome assembly. NCBI's taxonomy places the organism in Eukaryota, Viridiplantae, Streptophyta, Magnoliopsida, Lamiales, Oleaceae.